This is a messenger RNA of Parathielavia appendiculata, 1405 nucleotides long. RefSeq lists its product as uncharacterized. The transcript has 6 exons. Gene Ontology annotation, biological process: regulation of DNA-templated transcription. Bases 1 to 1194 code for a protein of 397 amino acids. Gene Ontology annotation, molecular function: DNA-binding transcription factor activity, RNA polymerase II-specific; zinc ion binding. Lineage: Eukaryota; Fungi; Ascomycota; Sordariomycetes; Sordariales; Chaetomiaceae. The record is from RefSeq and is a predicted model, not a curated record.
AUGGAGCAGCCGAUGAAGCCAAUCCUGGGGUCAGUGGUGGCUGGCCGCUUGAAGAAGGGGAUGGUCGUGGAGAGGCCGUGUGAUCUCAUGCAACCCACGUGCACCCAGUGCGUGAAGGCCGGCCUCAAGUGCACGGGGCACGACACUCGACGCGUCUUCGUUGUAAUCACGCCCGGGUGCCGGCAAGCAGGAUACAGGGCCCGUGCCGGGGCCCGGACGCUCGGCAUCACCGACCCCAGCCUCCUGGCACGGCCCGAGGAUGAGAGGAGCAUCAUCAACCUGUCUCGGGAGGCCUUCUAUCCCGCUGGACGUCCUCUCCCCGCCAGCGCCGUCAGGAGCUACACCUGUACUUGGGCUGAGACCGUCCGCAAGAUACGCCAUGGCGGCGUCGAGCGGAUGUUCAGGGAACCGUCGACGCUUUAUAGGAAAGCAUCGUGUGCCCUCUCCCCGCCGGGAAAUGAGCGGCAGCUCGCCCACGAAGCCCCGCGGCCUCACCAUGCUGGCGAGCAUGCUGGCGAGCUGGCCUUGUUCAUCACGAGAACCCCAGCAGCACACCUCGACGGCGAUGCACACCACAUGUUCGCGGAUGAAAGAAUGGAGCUACACCUGACGCUGAGUAAUUCAGAGUGGAAAACCACCCCCUGGGCAGCAAUCCCCAAGAACUUCAAGGACAUCCCCGUCGACGUCCUGGUCGACAUGCGCGGGCUCGUCCAAACCUAUGACAAGAUACAGUCUUGCACCGAGGCAAGCGAGCAGGCAACUCAUGACCUGGGCUCGCUCGCUACGCGCGACCCCGCCUCCGCCACGCGUCAUGCCCGUCCCGAGGAGUCGCGACAGCUGCCCGCCGAUCCGGCAGACCUAGUUACCCACGUGGCCCAAGUGCAUGGCAUGAUCUUGUUUUGGACCACCUCCCUCGUGCUGGACAGCAUUCCCCGGGUCGUCUCGGGACCGCAGGCCAAACCCCCCGAGCCCGCAAAUCCGGCGCAGCAUGUCCGCCGGGUCGUCGAUGCCAUCCCCAUCCUCCUCCGCUCCGACGCGGAACUGUAUGGACAACAAAGCGCGGCGGUCCCACUUGAGGUUGCUCUGAACUACACCACUGCCUUUGGCUCCUUGUCACACGAGAGCGGCGAGCUUGUCGAAGCUUUGAAAAGCCUGAAAGAGGAAUGCUCAGGAAGCUCAGCAAUGGCAUCUUAACCACAGAAUUUGAUUGAGGGACGGCUAUUUUGGUACAUGUAGUUAUAUCAUUGCCCAAUGGCUGUACCGAGUUACCCCUGACUGUGAUCAGCCGCUGGUAGUUUUCCGCUCGCCUAAAACGGUCGUAAGGAAACAAUCAACCUCCGGCUUCUACGGGACCUUCUAGCAUUGCCUGCAUUCCCUGAGUGAGCCUCACCGUUUGCCCCUUCUG